GCAGAAAUACAAGGACACAGUCCUGGGACUUCAGAGAAUUGGCACUAGAAAGCAAGGAACGAAGAAAGCAGCCCUUUGGAAACAGGAUCUGAAGUUUUAGUUACGUCCUGCUUCAUCUGCGCGUAGAUCCAACGUUAUUUUGUUAGUCCCUCUCCUAAAAUUCAUCGGGAUACUGCUGCUUCAAUCUGAAACGUGGUUACAUUCAGACACAGCCACAAUUCGGCUUUGGGAAUCCUGCGGGAGGAGUCCGGCUCCGACACAGCUGUUAUCCCGCAGGUGCUUCUCAGUGAAGAGAAGAUAAUUCGAAGAGACCGGAGAUGCCUUGGCCGAGCAGAAAGCGAGACAAAGGAGCAGUAGCAGAUAAAAAGGAGCCUGAUGCUAAAGUUGCCAAAACCGAGGAGGAGGCUCCAGAUAAGGAAGAAGAGGAGAAGUCUGCAAAACCUCCAGCUGGGAGUUCUAAGUCGGGAUGGAAGAACUGGAAGAAGACAAAAGAAUCUGACUCCGGUGGGGAGGAAAGCAAGAUAACAUACUGUCACUGGCUUCUGAAAUCAGAACCAGAGAGCAGGCUCGAGAAGGGAGUGGAUGUGAAAUUCAGCAUCGAUGACCUGAAAGCUCAGCCCAAUCAGACAACCUUUUGGGAUGGAGUAAGAAACUACCAGGCAAGGAAUUUCCUGAGAGCCAUGAAGCUUGGCCAGCAGGCCUUCUUCUACCACAGUAACUGCAAAGAGCCUGGCAUCGUUGCCAUUGUCAAGAUCGUAAAGGAGGCAUACCCUGAUCACACACAGUUUGAUCAGAAGGAUCCUCAUUAUGAUUCCUCCAGCAGAAAAGAGAACCCCAAAUGGUCCAUGGUGGAUGUCCAGUUUGUGCGCAUGACAAAACGUUUCAUCCCGCUUUCCGAAAUCAAGGCUCACCACCUGGCACAUAAAGCAGAUGGAGGCCCCCUAAAGAACAUGAUGCUCUUCACAAGACAACGCCUCUCCAUCCAACCACUGACACAAGAGGAAUUUGAUUUUGUCUUGAGCCUGGAAGAGGAAAAGCCGCAUUAAGAAACUGACAGCAGCACAGCUUCUACCCGGCCUGCCGAUACCUCCUCCUAAAGCAGUGUAAUUCUCAAGUUCACUCGCUCAACUGCAGCAACAAGAACAUGCCCGCACAUGAUUUGCAGCUACGUGUCCCUUAUUCUGUCACACUGUUACUUUUGCUUAUUUUUAAAUAAAGCCUUUGAGAAUCAA
Phalacrocorax carbo (great cormorant) is the source of this 1232-nucleotide messenger RNA. NCBI's taxonomy places the organism in Eukaryota, Metazoa, Chordata, Aves, Suliformes, Phalacrocoracidae. The record is from RefSeq and is a predicted model, not a curated record.